Messenger RNA from Pseudoliparis swirei, 5245 nucleotides. RefSeq lists its product as uncharacterized. The coding region runs from base 2518 to 5133 and encodes 871 amino acids. NCBI's taxonomy places the organism in Eukaryota, Metazoa, Chordata, Actinopteri, Perciformes, Liparidae. The record is from RefSeq and is a predicted model, not a curated record. The transcript has a single exon.
GGCCUCCAUUAAUAUCUCUGUUUUGGCUUCACGCAGGCACAGAGGGACGUUAAGGCACCCCUUAUUGUUGCAGCCCGCUGAUGUGGCAACCACAGUGUCCUCUGUCUCAAAGGAAGCAGGUGCAUGCAAAAAAAGCAAAAGAAUGAGCCUCUACAUUCUCGACAACUACAACUGUAAGUGCUUAUUAGAAAUUUUAAAAUGUUAAAUAUAUAUCUGCUUCUGCUUGGAACAACCCAAAAGCUGUUUGUUCACAUUUCCUCUUUGCAGAUUUACAUUUUUGCAAAAACUAUUUUUUUUCUUCUUCUUUUUUCUUCUUCUGUGUGUGUUCUUCUUCGUCCUAUGUGUGGAUCAAAUCUAUCAGCAAACUCAGGAAUUUCUCUCCUUCAGUGAGCAUUACAGUCCCAGAGAUUCCCAUUGUGUCUGAAGUUUAGUUUUCUUGAACACAUGUCAUACGAGAGCUGUACCUUAACAACAAUAAUCCCUGCUGUUAUUUCUGGGUCCAGAUGAGCUCUUUGUCGUCUCUUUGUCGUCUCUGGUCCCAAGUAAAGGCGCUCUGUUAUUAUGUAUUUUGAUACCUGCUCAGCCAGAUGAUUUAAUUUAGGUUUGUCUUUUGGUGGGGUGAUAUAACAAUCCUGGGAAACUUCCUUUUGGUUCCAUUUCACACAAUUAUCUGAACUAUAUCUUCUCCCUUAAGCUAUGAAAUGCUGAUGUGUGAGCGAGUUUGAAGUUUGCACCGGCAAAAGGGUGUGUGUGUAUGUGUGUGUGUGUGUGUGUGUGUGUGUGUGUGUGUGUCUGUGUGUCUGUCUGUCUGUGCUUGUGAACUCCUUUAGCCGUUUAGUUGGUUACACACCUAACUGAAGUCAGGAAUGCUACCCUGUGAGAAGAGGAAACGGGAGAAAAAAACAAUGGAGCGAGAGAGAGAGAGAGAGAGAGAGAGAAAAAAAACCAGUGUGGCAGGUUUGCAUCACUGUAUUCACUCCAUCAUGCAAAGCUGAUGGAAAGAGAAGAAAGAGGAGUUACCGUAGGCGCUGAUGUCAUUGCAGAGCGCUUCCUUCAUUAUGAACCCGUGACAACUCGGUGGCGUAGGACAGGUAACAAAGUCCCUCCAAGAGAAGGUAAGGCACAUGUGUUUGUAGAUGUGUGAUUAAUAAGAUAAUUUGUAAUCAUGUGAGAGUAAAUGUGUUGGUUGUUUUAAUUGAAUGUCCGGGUGCAGUUGUAUCUUUUUUGCUGUUUAACCGUAGUUUAAAGAAAACUGUGGCGCGUUGCCCGCGUUACCCAAAUGGGAGUUUUUGUGAGCUCGCAGAACAGGUGUUUCUGUAAACCGACACUCGCACUCACCUGCAUUGGAAAGCACCAAAGAGACUGUCGCCAAAAGUUACACGCUGUAACCGACAUAAACGGCUUCAUAUCUCAGGCACUGUUUGUCUGAUGCCUUUCUCCUAUUGUGUGUGUUCAGUAAAUCACAAGCUUCCACUAUUUGUGUUAAAAAAGAGAUGAUUAAAUCCUAAUUCUGCCCUGACGAAGGAUCAAAGAUGGUUUCACUUCCUUACAGUCUGUUGUGUGUGUGGCUGUGAACUCCCCGAUGAGCCGUUGUCCAUCCGUAAUGGGAUCUCUCUCAGCAGGCUGUGUGUAAACUAAAGUGGCGCCAUCCUCUUCUUUGUCCAUCUUAUCUGAUCAUUUCAACUGAAAACGCUGUUACACGGUUUCAGUCUGUUGUGGUGUUGCUUUGGUUUUAUGAGACCGAUACACGCUGCACAGUGACUCAUUGUGGAACUUUAUUACAUUGUUUUUGCUGGGUGGAUUGCUGUUAGGUGAGUUUUUCCAGUUUGUAGUUCAAGUUUAGCUGACAGUGACAGGUAGUCAUGAGUAUGUUGCUUGUGUAAACAGCCUACAUGAUGUGUGUGAACAGCAGGGCACUACCUGAGUCCCACUGUUCUUUGAAUGGGCUCAUUGAGUCAGCGUGAGAGGAUGCCGGAGGAGCAGGGAUGUGUUGCCAACUGACUCAGGAUAUUGUUGCGUUUUCGGCUCUUCAUGCUCUUCUGUUUGUUUUUUAUUUAUUUAUUAAAUCAUUUUCACAUGUGCACUGUCCUCUUUACGCUUCCCUGUAACGUGCUGUAAAAUGUUUAUUCUUUAUAGGCAACAGGAACUGUUUGCUGAAGUCGUUCUGAAGGAACCAAAUACUGCAAAGGACGGAACAACACGAGAUCAAGAAGAAGAGGCCCGAGGCGUCCUCUCUUGGGGAACACAACACGGAGACUCAUCAGGAGCGUCGCUGGAAUAUUCCAUUUUUUAAUGAAAGCGUUUUUUUCUGUGCAAGAAGCGGAUGAGGGCUGUAUUUGAGCCACCUUUUCACAGCUUUGUACACACUCGCAGCUGCCGCAUUCAAACCAAGUGAUUCCAGAUUUCCAUCUAAAAGACAGUUGCUUGGAAUUGGUUGAAGAUCAAGUUCACUCUUCCACUCUUUUUGGGGGAUUUGGCUCUUGACAGGAGAUCAUUAACUUUGUUUACUCUCAGACGAUGGACUUGUCCACGCUGCCUCCUCCAGUGAGUGAGUUUGACAACCAGAGGACGAAAGCAUGCUUCACUGUCCGCUCGGCUAACUCUCCCUCGUACACUCUCACUUGCAGGCCAGGUGAGAGGAAACCCAAUUGUUUUUUGGAGGAGGGUCAGGGGGCUGAGGAAGUUGAGAGGAGAGAGAGAUACACCAGGAUGCACACGGGCACAGAUAGUACAACCAAAGGGGAGAAUCACCCAGUCACUGGUUAUCAAGCCAGGACUGGGAGUCGCAGCAGAGUUCAGUGUGAGGAGGAGGAAACUUCAGGCUAUGGAAUGUCUACUGAACUGAACCAGAAUGGCACAGCAGUCAAACCUAUCACAGAAUUUGGCACUGAAAUAAAUAAAACAUGUAACCCUGGGUCUGAAAGCCAAGGCCAGACAGACUGGAGGAGAUCCAACCGGGCAAGUAGAAGUAAGAGUCUAAAUUUGGGAGCAGGGACAUCCGCCACUGAUCGUGGCAAACUGGCUGACAUAUUUGUGUUGCCAACUAAACGAGGCAGGGACGAACCAAGGACUGGAAUUGAAAGCUUGAGGGCCAGGUUUGUGUCUUCAAUACAGUCCCAUAACUCCGUUGGUACAAGUCAUGUUGAGAAGAGCCCAGGGAGUCUCGUGAGUCGGGCUUUGGAGAGGACCAGUAAAGGUAACUCUCUCCCCACUAGGUUGAGAUCCCUGUCUGGACCUUGCUCUAUUAUCAGAGAGACAACUUCUUCGUUUGGGCCCAAAGGAGGCCAGAGCAUAAUGGAGCGGAUCGAGAAACUCUAUGGGUCCGCUGGUUUCAGUAAAACGGAGGAUUUCAGCACAAUCAGGGACUUCACCCCUGCAACGUCUCAUCACAGAGAAACAACCACAGACUCCCUCAAUUCGCCACAACAGAGGUCAUACGAGUGGGCUUCAGGGGGAACCUUCCCCAGGCGUUUCUCAUCAGAAGUGAAAAGGAGCCCCAGUCAAAGCAGGACACCCUUCUCCUUGACACAAAAAGACACUCCAGGUUCUGAGACGUCACUUUUACCACAGACGACCAGGACAUGGGAGAGAUCGUCAGGGGUACAGGGCCAAGGACAGACACAGGGCAAGUACCCAGAGGUAGGGGGACUUAACGGCGGCAGAGGGUUCGAGGAAAUGAGCACAAGGUCACUGGAUAGAGCCAGGAGCCGGUACUCGACAGCAGCUCAGGUACGAUCUACAAGGGCUGCAGCAGGACUUACUCCAUCCCCACAUUCAAAAGGUUUCUUUGAAGAAGAGAGAUCUGUUUCUUUGAGAGAUUUGUCUGGUUUGAGGGAAGGAAGUGGGGAUGGGAGUAUGGAUCAGGACGGGAUGAAGGGCGAGACUAAUGGCAUACGAGGGACAUUGACGGAAAGAAAAGAGCAAACGGAUGAUGUAGCAAAAGAAAAAACAGAAUCAAAGAGUAGGUUCACUGAUGAAGAUGUGUUUGAUCCAAACCCACAGAACGUGACAGCGAAAUCAAUGGAGAGGAAGAAAUUCCCAGAGAGGUUAUCGGCUGCCUCUGCAGCCAGUGUUAGAAAUAAGAUCAAUCAGUUUGAGGCUCUCACGCAGAGAUCCCAUGGUUUGGCGACGGGACAGGCCCUCUUGCCCAGACGGGCCUUUUCAGCUCCAACACAUCUCAGCUGGGCUCAUGAAGGAGUGCAAAAAAGCAGGUCAGCAAAAGAGAUAGGUGGAUUGAGAAACAAGUGGGAGGGAUUAGAAGAGAAAAGGGAGGCAGGUGAUGGAACUGAGGAGAGAGUGACAGGAGGAAGACCGAAGCUCGGGUCAUAUAGAUCUUUAUCGGUGGAUGAGAUUGAACAAAGAUUAGGGAGGAAAGAAAGGGAAGGGAAUUAUUUGGUUGAGAGUGAAGGAAAAGAAAUGAAUAGCGUUAACAACUGUCCAGAUGUUAGUAAAUAUUCUAAUCUCAAGACAACGCUCGAUAUCCCCCUAAAUGGAGGAGCGAAAAAAAAAAGUAGAAACUUUUACAUAGACGAGGUAGAUCUAUACAGAACCUCAAGCCCCGAGGAGGCAAGUGAGAGACCACCAUCCUUGCGACUGUCCAUCUCCGCCGGUGUGCAGAAAACAACAACACCCCCUCGGGUUGCUUCACCUGUUAGUGAUGACGACAUAACUCCAACAAACUCUCCAAUCAACUCACCCUUUCUUACGACUACCACAGAACCGGAAAACAUCAUUCCCACAGGCAAAAUCCCCAAACAAGAUUCACCGCUUCUUCCUCGUGCCCUUGCCACCUCCUCCCACAGCGACCUCCCUGACCUCUUCUCCCUGGAGGUCAACACAGCCCUUCCAAAUGGGAGGAAACAGCGGUUGGACCUGGAUGCCUGGGUCGCUGGCUUGAAACCAAAUAUUAUGAUCUGGAAUGAUGAAGAUGAUGAUUAUGAUGAUGACGAUGAUGAUGAAAGUACACAGAGGGAUGAGGAUUCAAACUAUGACUCAGACUCCGGAGAGUCCUCGGUGACUAUCACGAGUAACAUGAGCCAGUUGGAUCACAAGAGCUUCUGUGUCAGGUGGGUCCUGUCAUACAUCACAUUUAUGAUUGGAAUUAUUCCUUCCCACAAUUUUUCAAACGGAUAAAACUCAUAACUCUCGUCUUUAAUCCCUGCAGUCUUUCAGACCUGUGUAACUUUGCUGGAGUUGACUACGAGUCGGAGAAUGAUAACGAUGAGUGGCAUCGGUCUGCCUCGCU